Messenger RNA from Seminavis robusta, 1371 nucleotides. The record is from the annotation of a GenBank genome assembly. NCBI's taxonomy places the organism in Eukaryota, Bacillariophyta, Bacillariophyceae, Naviculales, Naviculaceae.
AUGAGAAUCCCCCGCCGAUCCAGGACGUUCGAUUCUUUGCCCGAGCGCACCCUCGUGAGUGGCAAGGGCAAGGCCAACCCCAUUUCUCGUCUCUCGGAACGAAGCUUGGUCCGAAAGAUUGCGGGAUCACUGAGCGUUCAUGAAGACGAUGGCCUGGAAUCCGUCCAAUCCUUGUCGGGCAUGAGCGAAAGCGCCGCCACUCUUUCCUACGACACGGACAUGAGCAGUGACAGUUCUCGUUGUGGUAUUGUUGGCUGCCAUCCCGUGGAAGAGGAUUCCCCUUGCAGUCUUCCAUUGGGACUCUCUGCGACAGCAGCUCUGUUGCAUCGCAAAGAACUCGCCGUGGACGAGCUCCUGGGAGUGGGCACCUUUUCCCAAGUCUUUGCCCUUUCCUCGCUCAAACUCAAAAAGGCAUACCACGUCCUCGCUGCUCAGGAAGGCGACCCCGCAGCACGCCGACAGCUUCAACACACCAAGCCUGGUCAGUUAGUCGUCAAGCAUUUGAACCGAAGACUCCUCCAACGACCCAAGCAGUUCUUCCAAGCUGCCCUCCAUCUCGAACGGGAAGCCACCAUUCUCGGACAAGUCCAACAUCCCAACAUUGUCCAGCUUCGUGCCGUUGCCCUGGGAGGAACCACGGCACUUCAAAGUGGCCACUACAACGACUACUUUCUCGUCUUGGAUCGACUCCAAGGGACUCUCGAUGAACGCAUCGAGUACUGGAGGUCGUCGGGCAAUGACGCAUCCUGCUCUCGUGCCUUGUACGCCCAAAAGAUUCGCUAUUCCCUCCAGAUUGCCUCGGCCCUCCACUAUCUUCACUCCCACCGACUCAUCUACAGGGACGUCAAGGCUUCAAACUGUGGAUUCUUGCCCGACGGGACACUGCAACUCUUUGACUUUGGCUUUUGCCGUGCGCUCCCUCCCAGCUACAUGGGAUACCACAAUGACAACGACGACCAAGACAAUGAAACCUUUCACAUGUCACUGGCCGGUACCACACGCUACAUGGCUCCGGAAAUCUUGCAAGAAAAGACGUACAAUGCCAAGGCCGAUGUCUAUUCGUUUGCCAUGACGGUCUACGAAAUGAUGACACACGAAAAGCCCUAUGGUGAUAUUCGCGCCCACCACUUUUUCGAAUGCGUCUGCACCAACCAAGUUCGACCCAACUUGAAGAAGAACAAGCUACCGUUUGCAGCAGCAGCACUCCAGACACUCUUGGAGAAUGCCUGGUGUGCCAACGUUACCGAUCGAUGGUCCAUUGGGACUGUCAUGGAACGAUUGCGGGAUAUUCAAUGCACUCUGCAACAAGAACCCAGCAAUGGGUGUCAACGGGCAUCGUGCCAACGUUGCUCCAGCCCCAAGGCGGCUUGA